Hansenula ciferrii is the source of this 612-nucleotide messenger RNA. RefSeq names its product ESCRT-I subunit protein SRN2 (gene SRN2). Lineage: Eukaryota; Fungi; Ascomycota; Saccharomycetes; Phaffomycetales; Wickerhamomycetaceae. The record is from RefSeq and is a predicted model, not a curated record. The transcript has a single exon. Gene Ontology annotation, biological process: ubiquitin-dependent protein catabolic process via the multivesicular body sorting pathway; protein targeting to membrane; protein targeting to vacuole. The coding region runs from base 1 to 612 and encodes 203 amino acids. Gene Ontology annotation, cellular component: ESCRT I complex.
AUGUCACAAUCACCACCAACAUUGCCGCCAAAAACACCCGAACACUCAACAGGUCAAGAGAUCAAUCAACGACCACCCCCACCACAACAACAAGUUACCCAAGUCGAUAUUCCAGAAGAAAUCCAAUCAUUACCUAAAGACCAAUUGAUCAAGUUGAUACAAUCAGUUGAUGUACUAAAAGGGUAUUUAAUAACGUUGAAUGAAAAAAAUCUACAAGAUAACACGGUUGUAUUGGAUGGAAUAGUGAAGGAUAUUGAAUCGUUUAUUCAAAAAUUACAACAAUUACAAAAAUCUAAAGAUGAUCUUAAUAAACAAUUACUAUCACUUCAAGCUUUGACAUCUGAAUGGAAUUCAAGAGAGGUAGAUAUGUAUUCAUCAUUACAAAAAUUCGGAUCAAAAAACUUAUAUUCAUUGCUUAGAACUAGUGUUUUGGAAUCCAAGAAACUAACAGAAUCAAUAAGUCAAUCAUUCAUACAAGACUCAUUAGAAAAACAUGAUGAAGCAUCCAUUCAAAAUUUCAUUAAAAAUUAUAAAGCAGAAAGAAAAUUAUACUAUUUAAGAACUGAAAAAUUACAUAGAUUUAAUGAAGAAAGAGUAGGAGGUUUAUUAUAA